CACGAGAACUUGCCUCCUGCCUCCAUUGCCCGGUGUCCCCUCCCUUCGUUCCUGCUUUCGUGUACUCCCCAGGGCACGGCCCUCCCCUUCUACUAAUUGCCCGACCCCUCAUAUAUGUUCGCUCCUCGUCGCGAACAACGAGCGUAGCCGACAUGACGACUCUCUUCCGCCGCCGCUUCCAGACCGUCCUCCUCCCCGCCGCGCUCCUCACCCUCGCGCUCAUCUACCUCAUCAGCGCGAACCAGUACCAGAUCCGGAAUACGCUCUCGUAUGCGACGCGCCCGCUGUGGGACACGGCGGACGGGCCCAAGCACAUCAUACCGCACUACUACGCCGAGGGCCUCGGGUUCAACGAGCAUACGUGCUCCCUGCACGGCUGGCCGGAGCGCGAGCAGAAUGAGCGGAACGCCCUCAAGGUGAUCGACGCGGUGCUUAUGAGCAGCGAGCUCGAUCUGCUGGAGGUCCGCCUGAACGAGCUGGAUCCGGUCGUGGACCGGUUCUUCAUAUUGGAGUCGAAUGCGACGUUCACGGGCCUGCCUAAGGAGACGUACUUUGGGAAGAACAGGGAGCGGUUCGCGAAGUUCAAGAACAAGAUCGAGUACCACUUGAUCCCCGGCUACCCUCUAGCAGAGGGACAGUCUGCAUUCGAUGUUGAGGCGCACACACGCAACUACAUGACGCGCCUCAUUCGCGGGCACCUCACUGAAUUCCCCCCACAUGUCCGCACUCUCGUGCUCAUGUCCGACGUCGACGAAAUCCCUUCGAAGCACUCAGUCGAGCUGCUCAAGGCCUGCAACUUCGGCGACUCCGUCCACCUCCAGAUGCGCAACUACGUGUACAGCUUCGAGUGGUUCGUCGGCUUCAACUCCUGGCGACCGCAAGCGCACAUGUGGAACAAGCAGUCCUACUACCGCCACUCCAUGAGCUCCGACUACGCGCUCGCCGACGCCGGCUGGCACUGCUCCUACUGCUUCCGCACCAUACCCGAGUACUCGAUCAAGAUGCAGGGCUUCUCGCACCACGACCGCAUCGGCGGGCGCAAGGACCUCCUCGACCCGGCGCGGAUACAGAAGACGAUAUGCCAGGGGAAGGAUAUCUUUGGGAUGUUGCCCGAGGCGUAUAAUUACGUCGACCUGCUAGCGCAGCUGCAUUUGGAGCCGCAGACGACGGCGGUCCACCUGCCGCGGUUCGUCCUGGAGGAGGCGGACAAGUAUCGCUUCCUGCUACCAGGCGGCUGCAUGCGGGAGGACACCAUAACUGUCACGGACUCUCGCACUGGCCUGACGAAGGAAUACGCGCUGGAGGAUGACAUGCAAGUGAGAUAGCCGGCGGGUUGGGAGGAUCCCGCGCGUGCUACACUCGCACGUCGCGGGUGCUGUUUCCGCACACCAUGGAUGGUACAUGUGCUCACGGCGAGGUACUUUGGAGUCGUAGCAUGCAUCUGACUGAUCCGACGCAUGUAUGCUGGGACUACAUGUCCUAUUUUCGCUUGUUUGAUAGGCAGCAGGCUAUCCGUCUGUGGACAGCAUGAGCAAUCUUGCAGAUUUAUGGCGGUUGCGCCAUCUUGUAUCGCUAACUUAUAUCAUUCUGCUAUUCUUUGCUGUACAUACACAUGGACUGUUCAAUUCGGAAAUGUGCAUGAGGCCUGGUUCGUCUUGCGCAAACAAUACCAAACACAUUUGCGCCACCC
Schizophyllum commune H4-8 is the source of this 1690-nucleotide messenger RNA. RefSeq names its product glycosyltransferase family 17 protein. The record is from RefSeq and is a predicted model, not a curated record. Gene Ontology annotation, cellular component: membrane. The coding region runs from base 153 to 1325 and encodes 390 amino acids. The transcript has 4 exons. Gene Ontology annotation, biological process: protein N-linked glycosylation; N-acetylglucosamine metabolic process. Lineage: Eukaryota; Fungi; Basidiomycota; Agaricomycetes; Agaricales; Schizophyllaceae. Gene Ontology annotation, molecular function: beta-1,4-mannosylglycoprotein 4-beta-N-acetylglucosaminyltransferase activity.